AUGAAUCCCGCCUUCCAACCUCCCAACCCUGUCCCGCCACGGACCAGCUCGGCAGGGGCCACAAAUGGCCCUUCGAGCCCUCCGACCCAUCGUCACCGGAAGUCGGUCGCAGACAGCGAGUCCGCGGCAGGGGCCGCACUCCCGAUCAAGUCGCAACUGAGGCACAAGCGCAACCGCUCCAGCGUCGACGGCACCAAGUAUAAAGAUGGAACCUGGUCCUCCAAGAAUGAGAAGAUCCUCAUGGGUCCCUAUGACUACAUGCACCAGCAUCCGGGCAAGGAUGUACGCCGCCAGUUAAUCCAGGCUUUUAACUCCUGGCUGCAGGUCCCGCCAGAGAGCCUGGCGGUGAUCGAGAAAGUGGUGACCAUGUUGCAUACCGCAUCACUCCUCAUCGACGACGUAGAAGACAACUCCGUGCUGCGCCGCGGCAUCCCCGUUGCCCACAACAUCUUCGGUACUGCGCAGACCAUCAACUCCGCCAACUACGUCUACUUCCUCGCGCUGCAAGAAAUCCAACAGCUCCACAACCCCGUCGCUAUCGACAUCUACGUUAAGGAGCUGCUAAACCUACACCGCGGCCAGGGCAUGGACCUUUUCUGGCGAGACACCCUAACAUGCCCCACGGAGGACGAGUACCUUGAAAUGGUGGGUAAUAAGACGGGAGGCCUCUUCCGGCUCGCCGUCAAGCUGAUGCAGGCCGAAAGCGCGACGGGAAAGGACUGCGUGAACUUGGUGAACGUGAUGGGCCUAAUCUUCCAGAUUUGCGACGACUACCUGAACCUAUCAAACACGACGUACACGCACAACAAAGGCCUGUGCGAGGACCUGACCGAGGGCAAGUUCUCGUUCCCCAUCAUCCACAGCAUCCGCGCCGACCCAUCCAACCACCAGCUCCUCAGCAUCCUGAAGCAGAAGACCCAGGACGACGAGGUCAAGCGCUACGCCGUCCAGUACAUGCACAGCACCGGUAGUUUUUUGCACACGCGCCAGGUUGUCGCCGAGUUGCGAGACCGCGCACUGUCGCUGAUUGAGAUGAUCGACGCGACGCCCCGCAUCAACGGGGCCGGGGAUGGAGACAUGGUGCGUGCGGUACUGCAGAAGAUUGUGGAUACCACGCUAUCGGACGAGGUGGCGCAAUGA
Messenger RNA from Penicillium macrosclerotiorum, 1140 nucleotides. Its product is annotated as FPP/GGPP synthase family protein. Lineage: Eukaryota; Fungi; Ascomycota; Eurotiomycetes; Eurotiales; Aspergillaceae. The transcript has 2 exons. Bases 1 to 1140 code for a protein of 379 amino acids. Gene Ontology annotation, biological process: isoprenoid biosynthetic process. Gene Ontology annotation, molecular function: prenyltransferase activity. The record is from RefSeq and is a predicted model, not a curated record.